Molecule: messenger RNA, 1869 nt
Organism: Paraphaeosphaeria sporulosa
Lineage: Eukaryota; Fungi; Ascomycota; Dothideomycetes; Pleosporales; Didymosphaeriaceae
Product: cytochrome P450
Exons: 3
Coding region: 263-1840 (525 amino acids)
Molecular function (GO): iron ion binding; oxidoreductase activity, acting on paired donors, with incorporation or reduction of molecular oxygen; heme binding
Source: RefSeq, a predicted model, not a curated record
CCCGCAUGACGAUCCCGCAGUACCGGCGGUCGUGUGGGGAGAUUUCUCUGGGUAUAGAUAGCUACUGCUGCCGCGUAUACAUUUAGCCCAUUGUCCUUGCUGUAUGUGAAGAUUGGGAACGCCCACCGCAUUGUUCUUUUUUCCUUGAAGUACUUCACCAAAACGGAGACGAACUACUCACUCGAUACAACAACGCACCGUAAUCUUUUCACCAGGUCUUGAAUAUUGAGUUUGCCUGGAAAGGGAUUUUCGGGUUGACGGGAUGAUCUCGACAGUUCUGCCAUUGCUGUCGAAUCAGUUACUCGAACACACGCUUCGUUCCGUCCUUGUCUUCCUCAUUGGUAUCCCUGUUACCUACGUUCUUGUCAAUGAGUUCGUACGCCGUUCUCUACGGGUGAAGGGGUUCGAUGGACCGACGAAUUGGCCGCUUGUUGGCAAUAUCCCGGAUAUCAAGUAUAAUGCCGCCGAAAAGUACCGCGAAUGGAGCAAGAUCUUCGGGGAUGUUUACCAAAUACAGCUGGGUAAUGUACCUGUCCUUGUGGUGAAUAGUGCAGAGUCUGCAAGGAAGAUAUUCGGGCAGAAUAGCCAAGCGUUGAGCUCAAGGCCAGUAUUUUGGACUUUCCACAAGGUGCUAUCAAACACUGCCGGAACGACGAUCGGAACAUCGCCAUUCAAUGAAUCUUUGAAAAGGAGGCGCAAGGGAGCUGCCUCUGCUCUAAACAAGCCGUCAAUUGCGACGUACAUCGGUCACAUCGAUGUCGAGACCAAGGACUUCGUUAAAGAAGGGUUCGUGAACGGCAAAGCUGGAGUGGUUGGCGUAGACCCUAUGCCCAUGAUACAGCGCCUUUCGCUCUCCUUGUCGCUCACACUGAAUUGGGGCACGCGAAUGGAAAGCCGCGAUGAUCCCAUGUUCCACGAGAUCACCGAAGUAGAGGAGGCAAUAUCGCUAUUUCGAAGCACGACCGGAAAUCUCCAGGACUACAUUCCGCUCCUCAGAUUGAACCCGUUCAGCGCCGGAUCCGUGAUGGCACGCGACAUGAGACGGAGGCGGGAUGUGUACUUGACCAAACUGAACAAAGACUUGGAUGAUCGCAUGGAGAAGGGUACUCAUAAGCCUUGCAUUCAAGCGAAUGUAAUACAGGACAAGAGUGCCGCAUUAAACAAGGAGGAGUUGACAUCAAUCAGCUUGACGAUGCUCUCGGGAGGUCUUGACACCAUUACCACGCUGGUGCAAUGGAGUGUUGCAUUGCUUGCACAGCGACCAGACAUCCAGCGGAAGGCGGUUGAGGAGAUUGGCAGGUUUUACUCGCACGAAGAGCCUUUGUGCGAUGCAUACGACGACCAAAAGUGCGAGUACAUUGUGGCUUUGGUGAGGGAGUGUUUGCGCUAUUACUGCGUUCUUAGACUGGCGCUCCCCCGAGCCACAGUCAAGGACAUCGUAUACGAAGGGAAAUUGAUUCCGGCUGGUAGCACCAUCUACCUGAACGCAUGGGCAUGCAACAUGGAUCCCAAGGUGUGGCGCGACCCUGAGGUGUUCCGACCUGAGCGGUGGCUUGAACAACCUGAUGCACCGCUUUUCACAUAUGGUCUUGGUUAUAGAAUGUGUGCUGGAAGCCUGCUGGCUAAUCGGGAGCUGUAUUUGACAUUCAUGAGGAUGCUGAACAGUUUUGAGAUCUUGCCGGUCACUCAGGUUGAUACGCAUCCCGUGAGGGGAAGCGCGGACCCGUGCAGCUUGGUGACGAUGUGCAAGCACUACGAGGUUAUUUUCAAGCCGCGCAACGAGGCCGCACUGAGGAAAAGCCUCGAGGACGCUGAACGGCGGCUGGCGGAGACAGCAUAGAUACUGGGUGUUUGCAAUUUGAAUUUGAG